This is a messenger RNA of Zophobas morio, 1932 nucleotides long. It is a transcript of the gene alka, whose product is annotated as glycine receptor subunit alpha-2. Lineage: Eukaryota; Metazoa; Arthropoda; Insecta; Coleoptera; Tenebrionidae. Gene Ontology annotation, biological process: chloride transmembrane transport; nervous system process; chemical synaptic transmission. The transcript has 9 exons. Gene Ontology annotation, molecular function: excitatory extracellular ligand-gated monoatomic ion channel activity; transmitter-gated monoatomic ion channel activity involved in regulation of postsynaptic membrane potential; transmembrane signaling receptor activity. Gene Ontology annotation, cellular component: synapse; plasma membrane; neuron projection. The coding region runs from base 641 to 1912 and encodes 423 amino acids. The record is from RefSeq and is a predicted model, not a curated record.
ACUUUCAACCAAUUUUUUUUCUUUUGUUUUUUUGUGGUUCAUAAGUCAGCAGUCUCGUCAUGGGAGCACCGUCACAGGAGCAGUGUAAUAUAGGGCACUUGUGCUUUUACUACUGUUCUAACUUUUUGCUUGCUUACUUCAAUUAGAACCCUUUAAUUGGAAUGUUUUUUUUUUCGUUGAGUCCUUUUUGUAACAAUAAGACAAUAACUUUUCUUCGGUAAACUUAAAUUUUAUUUUACUGUGCAUCCUUUAGUACAAGUUAACACAAUGCCAACAAAACCAUUAAAGCUUCAUUUUCAUGAGUCAGUUUUUCGUCUUUUAAAAUUCAACGCUAUUAGAAAGACGGAAACGGAAAGAAUCAUUCAAUAAAUUAGUGACAACACGCUAAUUGCAUUCAGGUUGGUUAUAUGUAGUAAUUGAUUCAUCAAGCCGACAAUUCUAUUGACAAAUUACCGUGUACACUAUAAUUUUUUUCUAGUUUAUGAAACACGUGAGAAGUGUCUGACUAAUGCGGUGUCUAGAGAAUUGGAAAAAGAAACAAAAAUAUUUAAGCAGAGGUGUUAAAUAAAAAAGUUAAAAUCGGCAAACAGUGGGCUAAUUAAGAUUAUUUCAACGAAGGUUUGAUCCGUAACGUGAUGCUAUGAACAUGGUUUUCAUAACAAGGAAGUGGAUAGUUUUUUGUUUAUUACCAGUGUGGCUUUGUACAGCUUUAGUACCAAAACACCGAAGUUAUUUAAAUACUUCUAAAAAUAUAAUUCCUGAAUACUACGUCAAGGAAGUGAGACCUCCAACUCUUCGUAAUAGUCCAAUAGAAGUAGAAUUUAGUAUGAGAGUUGUGGACAUAAAUUCUAUUAACGUAGAAGACAUGGAUUUUCGGAUGGACAUGUUUUUGAGCCAAGAAUGGGUUGAUGCGCGCAUCAAAAUUCCAGAAGACAUGUUUGAAAUUGGAGACGAUGCAGUUACAUUACCUGCUCAAAGUUUCGAUAAUUUGUGGCAACCCGACCUAUAUUUUUUAAAUUCAAAAGUAGUGGAAAUUGCUGGUCUUACGCAUAAAUUUUCAUCAGUGACAAUCUACAGAAAUAAAACCAUUAAAUAUAAUGCCAGAAUGCAUGCCAUUGUUGCUUGUCAAAUGGAGUUCUGGCACUACCCGAUGGAUACCCAAAUAUGUCCUGUCAAUGUAGAAAGUUUUUCAUACAACAACAACAAAAUGCGUUUAAAGUGGUCCAGGAAAGGUGUGAUGAUAGUGCCAGAACUCAAGUUACUUCAAUACAAUAUUCUUCCACUGCAGCUGGAAGAGCAGAAUGUUUAUACAUCAGAAAAAAAUGGUAAUUUCUCACGACUAGUGGUCUAUUUUAGAUUCGAACGUCAAAUUGGACAUCAUUUGAUUCAAACUUUUGCACCAUCGACUUUAGUUGUAGUACUUUCGUGGCUUAGUUUUUGGUUAGGCUUGGAUGCGGUACCAGGACGAGUGACGUUGUUAGUUACCUGUUUACUUACUUUGGUUACUAUGUUCACCGGACUGAGGUCAGACAUACCAGCAGUGGCAUAUAUCAAGGCUUUGGAUCUAUGGAUGGCUGGUUGUAUGGUGUCCGUCUUUGCCGCUUUUGGAGAAUUCGUAAUUGUUAAAGUUUUAGAUGGCCAGUACCAGAAAGUGAAGAAAAAACAAUGUGAACAAGCAAUGGAAGCUGCAAUGACACCGUGGAAACAUUUAUCAAAGCCUAGUUGCACAUCUAGAAGGAGCAGUUACCCAGUAAUUCCUCCUACUUGGCGAAAUAAAAAAGGAAAAGAAAAAAUUCUUUGGCACAAAGUAGAUCGAAUUUCCAGAAUUGUAUUUCCUGUUCUAUUUUUCAUUUUUGCUGUUAUAUACUGGACCAGUUUGAUUUUUGGCAGAACACCCAGUAUAUUGCCAUAACAAAGCAAAACAUGAAACUG